Molecule: messenger RNA, 2114 nt
Organism: Schistocerca nitens (vagrant locust)
Lineage: Eukaryota; Metazoa; Arthropoda; Insecta; Orthoptera; Acrididae
Exons: 2
Coding region: 86-1312 (408 amino acids)
Biological process (GO): apoptotic DNA fragmentation
Cellular component (GO): nucleus; mitochondrial inner membrane
Molecular function (GO): nucleic acid binding; single-stranded DNA endonuclease activity; metal ion binding
Source: RefSeq, a predicted model, not a curated record
UGCGGAAAUUUUACCCGAUAGCAGACACGCGCCGCAAUGUAAGCGGGUGGCGACGGGCGGCCUCUUCAGUCCGAAGACCUCCGCGAUGGCCGCCCUGCUGCUGCUGCUGCUGACUCUUCUCGCCAUGGCUGGACACGCCUCCCCGCAGACACACGCAGGCUGUUCGGUGGACGUAAACAAAUCCAAGAUGCCCUACCCUCAGCCGCUGCUGCUGAAGCCCGGCGGUAGCAAAGACGUGCACGGCUUCGUCACGCCGGACUCCUCGGGGAAGAUCUUGCUCAGAAAGAACCAGCAGAUCAUCGUCGCGUGUCCCGACAACGCCCUCGUGGUGACGGAACAGCCGCUGGCGACAGCCACCUGCUUCUCCGGCACCACCUUCAUCAUCGGCAAUACGUCCAAAAACUUCGCUGAUCUCGGAUGCGUGUCCCAGCCGAUGCCAUCGGAGAGGAAUCCGGAAAGAUCGUGCGGCAGCAGAAGUCAGUAUCAGGAGAUCCAGCUGGGAUUCCAGGUCGGCUCCGACUUCUACACGCUCAUCGACGCCUGCUUCGACACUCGCUCCUACAGAACAGUGUACGACCACUUCACGAUGGUCCGCGAAAUACGGGGCAGCCAGACCCGUUUCCCCAGGCCAAAAAAGUGGUUGAACGGUAGGUUCUUCGGCACUAUUGACAUGGACAAACAGUACGAAAGAGCCACGCAGAUCGUGACGAUCGGCAAACUGCUUGGGGACCCUGAGCUGGGGUCCGAGUACAUUUCUCGAAACACCGACUACUUCCUUUCCAAAGGACACCUCGCUGCUAAAUCUGAUUUCUCUCUCGGCGCGCAGGAGUACGCCACGUUCUUCUACAUGAACGCUGCGCCGCAGUGGCAAACAAUCAACGGUGGCAACUGGAACACCAUGGAAGGAGAUGUACGUUCCUAUGCUGCAAAAAAACGCGUCAAGCUGGAAAUAUACACGGGUACGCACGGUAUCACAACUCUGCCGAACGUGAACAAAGUCGAGACGGAUUUAUAUCUUUAUACUAAAGGCAGAAACUACAUCCCAGUACCGAAGCUCUUCUGGAAGAUUGUGUACAGAGAGGAUAAUAAGAGAGCUGUUGUGUUCCUGGGUGUAAACAAUCCGUACAUUGAAAGGCCUGGCUCUGACUACUACAUCUGCGGAGACGUAUGCACCAGGAUCAGCUGGAUAACCUGGACGGCCAAUGACCGGAGGGACAAAAAAAAGGGUUACACGUACUGCUGCGAGUAUGCGGACUUCAAGAACGCUGUGGCCGACGCACCCACCCUCAACGUUACCUCUCUCCUUACUUAACAGUCUCAACCGAAAAUCAGCUCGAAUUAUCUUCAGAAAUCGCAAGGAAGCCACAGCAAACGAAAACCGUAUUCGGAACUUCUGUGGGAUCGAGCAAGGAAUGUAAAUACAUCUGUAAUUCUUCAUUUCCUUUAGUUCACAGUCCUUCAACUCUUUUGAUAUUCAUAUUUCAUUUGCAGCUUCUUUGUGCCUUCUUUGCACAUAUAAGUCUAAAGUGAAGAGAUGAUGCCGGCCGGAGUGGCCGCGCGGUUUUGGGCGCUACAGUCUGGAGCCGAGCGACCGCUACGGUCGCAGGUUCGAAUCCUGCCUCGGGCAUGGAUGUGUGUGAUGUCCUUAGGUUAGUUAGGUUUAAUUAGUUCUAAGUUCUAGGCGACUAAUGACCUCAGAAGUUGAGUCGCAUAGUGCUCAGAGCCAUUUUUUUUUAAGAGAUGAUGGUGGCGUUUGGUUUACACAUUCCGAGUCUCUCUCUGAAAGUUACAGUAAAUCUAUCCAGUACAAGCAAUUUCAUUCCAUUUCUGAAAUAUUUAUUUUACAGUAAGUACGAUUAUUAGGUGACAACAUGGGCAUACUAGAAAUUAUGCAUCGAUCAUAUAUGGAACAUAAUUAAUUUCACACUUUCAUACGAUUUUACGUCAUAGGCGUAUAAUUACAGGACAAGUGUGGAGUGGAAAAAGAUAAUGAAUGUAAAUAACAACAAAAUCCUAUGUAACAUAUUUCCUAACCUAAAUAUAAUCUAUAUGUAUGCAUUUCUGAAAAAUAAAAGAAAAAUCCACUGACGAUGCCACAACUGUGAUGAAACAUA